Molecule: messenger RNA, 3839 nt
Organism: Diaporthe batatas
Lineage: Eukaryota; Fungi; Ascomycota; Sordariomycetes; Diaporthales; Diaporthaceae
Exons: 2
Coding region: 1242-2837 (531 amino acids)
Source: RefSeq, a predicted model, not a curated record
CCUGCCUGCUGCUCGCACUAGAGUUCCCUCCCCUAUCCUUUGCCUGUCGGCCUGUCGGCCGGUCAUCGUCUUGUGCAAAACAGCUUGCUUGUUGUCUGCCUGACUGGGUGUCAGCACGCGUCUCCUCACAUUUCCCCGUCCCACAUCCACCACACACACCCCCUGCCGCUGGGGCAUGGCUGGGGACACAGAUGUACCCUACUUUUGCGUGGCUGUCACGGCCUGGUCUGGCAGGGCGUCCUAUCUUUCUAAUGUACACCUCGUCUGCCGUGGUAUCGGCCUUGUCACUUGUCGUCUGAGGCCCGUCCGUCUAUCUCUACAUACACUUGGGUCAUCCAAUGUCGCGUGGCCCAGCGCUAUGCUGUCCUGCACUGCGGGUCAGGGCUAAAUUCGUCUCAUUCGCAAGAACCCUGAUACUUCCAAGGUUGAUAUCGCCUUCCAAGGCUUGAUCUUCAUCCAACCCUGGCGUCAAUCUCUUCUGAUACAGACUGUUUCCACAAGAAAUAACAAAAGGUCCCGUCUGCUCCACCGGCUGUGCUCUCCCCCUCCGUUACUUGCCUAAACUGGCCAGGCACGAAUCUAAGUCGUCCUUCGCCCAUCGGGUCCACGUCUAAUUUCCUCACCUUACCCUUGGCUAAUAGUAUCCGCUGCCAUUACCUCCCGUAGCCUACCCUGUCAGCCCAGUGACUUCGAGACUCAUCAAAUCUCCUCUUCUGGAGCGAGCAAGGCAGCAGAUCUCUGCAAGGGUCGGCCCCCUCCCCCGUCCUCCACACGCGGCUUCGGCUUCACUCCACCUUGCACGGGUCUGGGCCCGUUGGGCUUGUGGGAGCAAAAUAGCAGACGACUGGGCAGCUGGGGCAACCAUUUCCCUCCUUUGGGCAGUACCUCACCACGCAGUAUAUCUCACCCGGUUGCAAUGUCCAAAUGAGGCUGGGCUGGCUCAUUUCGACGUUUCAUCACCACACGCCCCGCCUGCGUCCUCACCAUUCUUUACCAGGCUGGCCGCCACUCCCAGCUUCCUUGCAAAAAGGUUAAUUCUACUUCCUUCUUCUCCUUCCACCUGUCCACACAUCCUCACCUCGCCAUUGGCCUCGGGUGUCCCAUUCUUUUUGUUCUCUUCUCAGCCCUCUUUCCUCCUUGUGAGGUUUUCCGUUCCAUCGUUUCCUUGUCGUCCCCGGGCAUUGACCCUGUCCCACACGCCCACCCUGUAGCUAGCUCGGUCGCUCGCAUGUAGAACGACGAUGCUCACCAUCAAGCAGCCAGUUCACUACGGCUACAGGUCGAUCCAUGAUUUACCCACGCCGCCCAGCACAUCCCGACCCUCGCCUCCAUUGAUGUACCAGGAUUCCUCUCACAGAGCAACGCCCGCCGUCCCUCGAAGCCACAGCCCGCCGGAUCGACUCAUGUCUGGCUCUCAUCGCGGCUUGCCCCCUCCGUCGGCGAUGGGACUCGGCCAGCCGUUGCCUUCCGGGGUUGCCUCUCAUCCGCCUCCAAGUCAUGCAUCUUCACUCGGGCAGGGUCCGCCUCCACCCCCGCCCCCGCCGUCCCAGGGCCAGCAGCAGGGCCAGCAUCUGGGUCAACUACCCCCGCCCCCGCCAGGCUGGCAGGGCUCGGAAGACUCCAUGCGGGCGUGGCUGCUUGCGAAAGCGGAAGAGGACAAGAGGAAGCAAGAAGAGGAGAGGACCAGCCAGGAACGGCUCCGCCUCGAACAACGACGAACCGAGUACGACAUUCUGCGAACGUCGUUGCAGGGCGGCGUCCCACCGCCCCUGGUACCAGUCGUUUUCGCUGGCAUGGGAGGCGGCAACCUGCCGCCAGCAGCGCUGGAGUGGGCCCAGCAGUUCAUGUACUCCCAGGCCCAAGGUGGCCCCCCGCAACAUCUUCUGCCUGGCCCAGCGUCUCCAGAGUACCGCCGUGAUUCCCAGGCGCAGGCCUACGGGCACUAUUCCGGCUCCGGCGGCGUCCCGUCCACCCCUGGAUCUGCCCAGGGUGCUCACAGCAGCUUUGUUGGGACGCACCCAAACUCCUCACCGCGUGCUCGGGGCUACAGCAUGCCCAGCUCUGGCAGCCGUCCGCUCGGAGGGGGCCCAGGGCUGUCCAGUCUGAACACGACCGUGCUCCCGAGCUCAGGCGGCGCGUCUGCAGCGCAGACACACCCAGGCGUCGCCUCGGCGCAGCAGCAGCAGCAGCAGCAGCAGCAGGAAGCGCAGCAGUCCCCGUCGAUAUACUUCCACAUGUGGCAACCCCCGACAAGCCAGGCCAGCCAGUCCGGCUCCAACCAGCCGGCAACACCUUCCGUAGGGGAAUCGCCACGCAAGCGGAAAGCGACGGGGCCACAGCCAGCUGCACCUCCUCCGAAUACGCAACAGAGAUUUAGGUCUCCCCCGUUUUCUCACGGCGGGGGCUCGACGAUCUCGAACCCUCCGCCAGGGCGUAGAAGAGGCCACUCGCGCCAGAGGAGUGACGUGUCGAUGUCGACAUACAGAGGACGCGGCAGGGCUGAGACCAUCGGAUCGGCACGUGGUGCGUCGCCGAUGAGCGCCUCGGGCCCUGGCGCAGCGUCAGAUAGAGGCGGUGGAUCGGCAGAGCCAUCUUCACAUUCGCAACCGCAAGCGACGCAGACGCGUAUCGCAGCGCAUUCAGUUUCUUCCCUACUUUCUUCAGAUGACCAUCCGCCGCAAGCGGCCCACUAUCCGUCUGCCCAAGUGGCAGAAUCGCGAGGUCAGCAACGCAGAGAGGGCUCACGACAGAACUCCCCGCAUUCGUCCGAGGGACGCACAAGGUCGGAGGCGCAGGACCCACGACUUCGCGGGAACGAGACAAUGAACGAAAUUUGAUCUUCUUUUUUUUUCGAAAGAAAAAGGGAGGGUGUGCUCGAGGAGGAGCAUGCACCACAUGGAUCUGGACGUGUGUGCGACUCGAGCAGUGCAGCAACGCUGCUAUUCAGAAGAGACCCAACCUCUGGCAUGUUGCGCGCAAAAUUUUGGGCUGACGGGGGUGGAUGUUCUUUCUGCGAAGUCCUCCUCAGCCCAAGGAACCGGGGCUUCAUUUCUUGUGCACUAUUUGAGGAUGGGCGGCCGACGAUCUUCAUCGAACCCCUGCCCGCCAGCUGAGCGAUACUCUGCGGAGACGCCAACAGUACAGCUGGCCAGCUGGCUUAUGCGCACUCUCCCUUCGGCCACUCCGCCAUUCUCGAUAUUCGAUUCUUUUGCACGCCAAUUGAGCGUCGCACACCCUAGGGACAGGACAGUUUUACCCUUCUUCGCCAUUCCUCUUCUUCAUCUUUCAGCCUUGAUCCAUUCUUCUUUGCUUUUCAGCUUCCAACGUUCAAACUUCACAACUUCACACUUUACACUUCACACUUUACACUUCAUUCUUAGGGCACUUCAUUUCGGGCCAUGAACGGCGAGGCAUAGGGAUGGUAAACUUUUGUUUGAUUCCCCGCUUUCUUAGCGACAUUUUGGGGUACUGCACUGGACCGAGCAUGGUUGUUUUGGACCAAUUUUCCCUUCUACUUGUAUAUACAGAGUGCGGAGGCAUACAUGGGACAGCAAGGAUGCUACGAAAGAAUUGCACACACAGAGGCAAAAUGAAAACGAAAACAGAACGAAAACAAUGGGCAAACAGCGAGCUGAGCCAGACUGUCUUGGCGCGGACGAGGAAGAGGCUGGUAAGGCGCUCCUACCUCUGGAUGAACUCGGGCGUCCCGGUUGUUGUGGACUGGCAACUUGGAGCGACGCUCAUCUUGUUGCUGAGAGCUCCUCUCCUGCACUCAUGUACCUAAGACACCCCCGGCGUGGGCUGAAUUGUACAUCACACAACACAGUUGGCUAUCACAA